This is a messenger RNA of Phytophthora nicotianae INRA-310, 1036 nucleotides long. RefSeq lists its product as hypothetical. Bases 73 to 978 code for a protein of 301 amino acids. The record is from RefSeq and is a predicted model, not a curated record. Gene Ontology annotation, molecular function: glycerol channel activity; water channel activity. Gene Ontology annotation, cellular component: plasma membrane. The transcript has a single exon. Gene Ontology annotation, biological process: glycerol transmembrane transport; water transport. NCBI's taxonomy places the organism in Eukaryota, Oomycota, Peronosporomycetes, Peronosporales, Peronosporaceae.
CGGCGGUCUCCACAGCUCGCCUUAUUUACUGCCUCCAUAAGAAGACCAGCAAGCCUGCACCACCUCCAAGCGAUGAUUCGCGACAGUAUGGACAAGAUGGAAGCGAUGCUUCGAGGUAGCAUGAGCAAGAUGGACAGCAACUACCUAGCCGAACCGGACGUGGCUAUGAUGUCGACGGAGCCGGCGCCAGCCGCAGCGUACCAAGCUAAGUCUCCGUUAUUUCGGGAGUGUAUGGCCGAGUUCCUCGGUAUGCUAGUCUUCAUGUCGUUCGGCACGGGCGUCGUCGCUCAGGUCGUGUUGAGCGAGGGAUCGAAAGGUGACUUCCUCAGCAUCAACUUGUGCUGGGGGCUCGGAGUUCUCUUUGGAAUCCACGUCUGCGGUGGCGUCUCCGGUGCGCACUUGAACCCCGCCGUGACUGUGUCGUUGGCGCUGUUCCGCCGGUUCAAGUGGAGGAAAGUCCCGUUCUACGUGGCAGCUCAACUCCUGGGGGCUUUUGUAGCGUCGGCUAUUGUCUGCAUGGUGUAUGCCCCGCUGAUCAGCGCCACCGACCCGCACAAGAUGGAAACGCAGGGCAUUUUUGCUACAUAUCCGUACAGUGACGACGUUCCCACCGGCACGUGCUUCCUGACGGAAGUCGUGGGCACUGCGCUGCUCGUUGGCUGCCUGUUUGCCAUUGGUGACGAGAUGAACAAGCCUGCGAGUCCUUACUCACAGCCUGGAGCGGUGGCUCUUUUGGUGGCAGCCAUCGGAAUGGCAUUCGGUAUGAACACCGGAUACGCUAUCAAUCCGGCUAGGGACCUCGGUCCGCGUCUGUUUUCGCUGUGUGCUGGAUGGGGAACGAUGGUAUUCACCCUGAGUGACUCGUACUUUUGGGUGCCGAUCAUAGCCCCGAUGCUAGGAGGCCCCAUUGGCGCCGGCAUGUAUAUCGUCCUGGUGGAGCAGCAUCAUCCCGUGGAGUACGGUCACCCACGUGCGUAAAUGUUAUGUAGCGUAGACACCUAUAAAGUCUAGUAAAGUUGUGUUCUUUGUUCUUUGA